This is a messenger RNA of Prorocentrum cordatum, 363 nucleotides long. The record is from the annotation of a GenBank genome assembly. NCBI's taxonomy places the organism in Eukaryota, Dinophyceae, Prorocentrales, Prorocentraceae.
AUGUUAGAAAUCCAGCGAGGAUCACGGCAGGGCGAGCCGUCAUUCGAAGCGGCCAUCAAGAAAUGCGGGAAGACGAGGCAAUGGAGGGAAGCGCUUAAUCUCUUCCGUGAAGCAUCUCAACUACGUUCGAAAAUAAGCCCAGGAUGUUAUAUUGUGACUGUGAGCGCUUGUGGUAAAGAUAGGCAGUGGCAGCAGGCUUUGGCGCUGCUCAGCGAACUGUGGGAGGCGAAGCUGGAGUCCUACGCCGCCAGCUACUGCGCCGGCAUCACCGCGGGGAUCACCGCGUGCCAGAAGGGACAGCAGUGGAAGCGGGGCUUGGCGCUGCUCAGCGAGAUGUGGGAGGCAGAGCUGGAGCCCGACUAA